AUGGAGUGGAGCUGCCUGGCGCUGUCCGCGGUGCACUGCGCCGUGUUCCUGCUGGUGCCGGAGUCGCCCGCGUACCUGGCGGCCGCCGGCAGGGAGGACGAGGCGCGCGCGGCGCUGGCGUGGCUGCGCGGGCUGCGGCCGGACGCGGCGGCGCUGCAGCACGAGCUGCGCGCGCUGCCGGCGCCUGACCAGCCCCUCGCCUCGCUGUACAGCCUCACCAAACGUUUCUUGAGCGAGCGGGGGCGGCGGCGCACGUUCUGGCUGGUGCUGGCGGCGGUGGUGGGGCAGGAGGCGUGCGGCGUGCUGGCGCUGCUGCAGUACGCCGAGCGAGUGUUCCUGCUGGCCGACCCGCGCGCCAGCCCCGCGCGCCUCGCGCUGCUGCUGGGCGCCGCGCAGCUGCUGGCCUCUGUGCUGGCGCUGUACCUCGUGGAGAAACUUGGCAGAAAGAAACUGAUGGUGUGGUGCGGGGUGGCGACGAGCGCGUGCCUGUGUGGGGGCGCGGCCGCGCUGUGGGGGGGCGCGACGGGCUGGUGGGCGGGAGGCGCGCUGGCCGGCGCCGUGUUCGCGGACUCGGCGGGGCUGCAGCCCGCGGCGUACGCCAUGUUGGCGGACGCGUUCGAGUACGAGUUCCGCGGCUGCGCGGUGCUGCUGGUGAGCGUGGCGGCGUGUGCGGCCAACGUGGCGGACGUGGUGGUGUUCCCGCUGGUGGCGCGCGGCGCGGGGCUGGCGGCGGCGCUGGCGCUGGCGGCGGCGCUGACGCUGGCGCUGGCCGGGUUCGCGGCGCUGGCGCUGCCCGAGACCCGCGCGCGCUCCCCGCGGGAGAUAUACGCCGCGGUGUGCCCGCCGCGCGCUGCUCUCCAGUCGGUGGCGAGCAGUGCGUGUACUAAACUGUGCUGCCGGUGGUACGGCGGCGGCCGAUCGAUGGCGGCGUGUUGUGACCGCGUCGCCAUGGCAACCGGCGCCACGGCUGCACGCUCCUGCCCGUACUGCUGCACGGCCACUCACUGCAGCUCUACGUGCGGUGCCCGGCCUGCACGGUACACGGAGCGCGUCGCUAUACUCUACUGGAGAUCCCAAAGUAUGGGUCUGCUGGACAAGCUGUCGGUGUGGCUGGGCCGCGGGCGCACGGACGUGACGGUGCUGGUGCUGGGGCUGGACAACAGCGGCAAGACCACGCUGCUGGCCGCGCUGCGCCCGCCCGACCCGCGCCCCCACGACCCGCGCCCCCACGCCGCGCCCACCGUCGGACACUCCGUCGACCACUUCACCAGUGGCGGCGUGUCGUUCAGCGCGUGGGACGUGUCGGGCGCGGCGCGGCACCGCGCGCUGUGGGAGCGCCACUACCGCGCCGCGCACGCUAUCAUCUUCGUCGUGGACUCCGCCGACCAUCUGCGCCUCGUGGUGGCCCGCGAGGAGCUGGAGCUGCUGGUGUCGCACCCCGACAUGUGCGGCCGCCGCCUGCCGCUGCUGGUGCUGGCCAACAAGAGCGACGCGCCGCACGCGCUCGCGCCCAUGCAGGUCGCCGCCGCGCUGGGCCUGGAGCGCAUCACGGACAAGCCGUGGCACAUCUGCGCGUCGUGCGCGCUGUCGGGCGCCGGGCUGGCGGACGGCGUGGCGUGGCUGGCGCGACAGGUGCGGGACGCGCACCUGCCCGUCACGCACUCCUAGCGCCCGGCACUCCCACACCCGCGGCUGUAUACUGCUCUACACCCACUACUUGCCAGUGGACAUUCAGUCUUAGCUAUAUAACUACUUGAGAUUGGUAAGAUGAGGUUACUCUACUAUUAGCAACAAAGUGCUGUGGAAAGGUGAGCUAUGAACGAAACAUGUUAUUGUUAUUACCUACAAAUACUUAUUAUUAAAACAUUACUACUAGUGGUUGAAUGUUUAAAUGAGAGGACGGGGUGUCCUGAAUACAGCCGCAAUUAGUUCGCGUGAAGGAUAACAUCGGCUGGCAGCAGCGCGGGGUGACUGUCUGCCGGGACGAGGACUGUCGCAGGUUGGCGUGGCGUCGCCGACACACUUACAUACUAGUACCAGUGGUACAUACACAUUGCAUUGUGAGUAGCUAUGUGUGUAUGUAUGUAUACAUCGACCGAAUUGUUUGGAUAAAUGUGUAAUCUGUGUAUUAUGUCACACCCCAUGCUGGCCUGCUACAAUGUAUAGUGUGUCGUAUAUCUAUCGUGUGUCGAUCAGUAUGGAUGUGUCAGCAGUGACCGCCGCCGCGUGGAGUGGUGCAGGCUGUCCGGGGGACAUUGUUAAGCUUUGUGAAUGUUACUUGUUGUAUAAAUGUUGGGCACGUUGUGCUGCGGUACGUGGUGCGGCCAAAGAAGUGGACAAUAUUAUCUCGUUACUACUUUACAUUAACGCACUCCUACAAAGUUUACUCACGACCUGUUCGUACUCAACCGGUAACGUGUAAUAUAAUGUAUUAUAAUAAAAUAUCUGUUCCUA
Molecule: messenger RNA, 2454 nt
Organism: Spodoptera frugiperda (fall armyworm)
Lineage: Eukaryota; Metazoa; Arthropoda; Insecta; Lepidoptera; Noctuidae
Gene: Arl6
Exons: 9
Coding region: 1-1668 (555 amino acids)
Biological process (GO): transmembrane transport; vesicle-mediated transport; protein localization to cilium
Cellular component (GO): axoneme; cytoplasm; membrane
Molecular function (GO): transmembrane transporter activity; GTPase activity; GTP binding
Source: RefSeq, a predicted model, not a curated record